AUAAAACUGAGCCAUAUGCAUCCAAUAAUGUUAUACAGUAAAAUGUCACGUGUCUGGAUCCUUACACGUAUUUAUACUGCGCAUGCGCGAAAUGUUGUCACGCUCCCAACAACGCAUUAUAUUAUCAGUAGCAUUGUAACAACAGUAUUAUAAACACCUGCCAUAUAAAUAAAUAAACUACCGUAAAUCCUUUCGUCAUAUUUCACACAAAAGAAGACGCGUUUUCGAACAAAUCGUGUUUCCGUUAAGGAUCGGCUGGAGUGUAGUGACAGAAAGUUCACAGGCGUUAUGAUUUAGUUCUGUGUCGCGGUGCGUUUGCGUCAUCGCUUAUUGUCGCAGGAUUUGUGCGUCUUGUAAAAGAAACACAGCCGCUAACAUGGCGGUUGCCAAUAAUGUAUUAAUAAAAACAUCUCUGACGGACAUGUGAAGCCACUCGAACAAACCUGGACCUUAAGUGCUGAAGUGUAAGCUGAUGAACCACAAUGCCUCAGAAGAUCCUGAAGAGCGCUCAUUACAUAGAACUGGGCAGCUAUCAGUACUGGCCGGUUCUUGUGCCCAGAGGGAUCCGACUCUACACGUACGAACAGAUCCCAGUGUUCCUGAAGGAGAACCCGUACAUCACAGAUGGGUACCGAGCACAUCUGCCUUCUCGCUUAUGUCUGAAAAGCAUCUUCAUUCUGUCCAAUGAGACCGUGAACAUCUGGAGCCAUCUGCUGGGCUUCGUGUUGUUCUUCUUGUUGGGUGUGAACGACAUGUCCACGGUGUUACCGGCUGCAGGAGCCUCCAGAGAGGAUUACGUCAUCUACUCCAUAGGGCUGUUUUGCUUUCAGGUGUGUAUGCUGUGCUCGGUGGGUUAUCACUCUUUCUGCUGCCAUCGCUCGGAGAAGACGAGCCGCCGCUGGCUGGCCCUGGACUAUGCUGGGAUCUCGGUGGGAAUUCUGGGAUGCUAUGUCCCGGGAGUGUUCUACGCCUUCUACUGCAAUGCUUUCUGGAGGCAGGUGUACCUGAUCACGGUUCUGGCUCUGAUCCUGGCCGUGUUCUCGGCUCAGAUCCACCCACUGUACCACACUCAGGAGUGGAAGACGCUGCGCUCGGCCAUCUUCUGCUCCGUGGCGGCGUACGGCAUCAUCCCCGCCUGCCACUGGGUUUGGCUCAACGGAGGCUUUCAUUCUGAGAUCGUCCAGGUGUUUUUUCCACGAGUCAUGGUCAUGUAUCUGAUCGCUGCCUCGGCCUUCCUCUUCUACAUCAGUAAAGUCCCCGAGCGCUACUUCCCAGGGCAGCUGAACUACCUCGGUGCCAGUCACCAGCUGUGGCACGUUCUGGUGGUGCUGAUGUUCUACUGGUGGCACCAGACAGCCGUCUAUAUCACACACUACAGGCACAGCCAGCCGUGUCCGAGGUACAAAUAAGUUCCUCUCUCGCUGACCUGCGCUACUCUUCUGCUGGUUCUUUUCUGACACCAGGAUGCUAAGCGACGUCUCUAACUCAUCACUAACGCGCUAGAACCUGGAGAAGGAUCUGAAUCUUUGGGCCUGUUUUCUCAUUACUUUUUGCACCGGAGCUACAAGUCUAAUGUCGCUAACAAAAAAAAAAAAGUUUAGCACUCAGCACUUAAUGGGCAGACUGGCAGGGGGUGUGGCCUAAAGAUUAAAGGUGAAGUUUUAGGGGAGGUUUUAAUCAUUUGAGGCUUCUUUUUUUACGCUAAACCGGUGGCUUUGUGUUAGGUGUUAGCUUCAUUAGACUCGCAGCUCUGGUGCAAAACUACAGAAAUAAUAUGGAAUUAAACGUCUUGGUGGAUCAGUGCCAUUUUGGAUCAUGGGAAACGUAAAUAUUGUUUCUAAAAGAUUCAGAAACCUACUGAAAGGUGAGAGGUUUUGUUGGAUCUGUUUUCAAGCAUUAAGAACUUGAUUGUUAAGAAGCCUGUGUGUGUGCGUGCCUUGUAAGUGUGUGUCUUGUAUGUGUGUGUUUGGGGGACCUUCAACCUUUUUUUUUUGUUUGUUUGUUUAAGCAUAUUCAAAUUUCAUCCAUCGUACUCCUCCAUUAAGCAGCAUGUCGCUAAUCUAAAAAUUUAAAAUAAAUUCGAGUUGAUGUUUAAUCCACGCCUAGCACACAAUCCGGGAACUGAAUUUCAGCAGUGUCGUGUGCUAUUAAAGGUGCCAUCGGUGACUUUUAAGCUGUGAACUAAUUGACACAGUUCAUAUCUGUGACACUGCAUGAUGAGGACCGACAACGUUCUCCACCAAUCAGAACAGAGGCCUCUUUCUACUGCGAUAAUUAGGACUGAAAUUUUUAUCCAUUUAUAGGUACAUUUAAUGCUGUGAAACGUUCCCAAAAAAACAAAAACAUGUUACUCAGGAAAUGUCCUGAGAGAAUUCCAGCUUCACCUCUGACUGUUCCAAAGCACUGACACUGGAGACUCCUUCCAUAAACGUUACAUUAUCUAUUCUAAGGAAAUUUAGGAAUCCUUAUUCUAUCCUUAUCCUUAUUCUAAGGAUACUAUGGAAAAAAAAUCGCCAUACAGAUUCCUGUGGAGGAGCCGUUACUAUAGAAACGAUAUGUUACAAGAAUAGAAACGUAUGAUUUGUAGAAAAUGAGUCUUCUGACCAAUCGGAAUGUGAUGUGAGAUGUUUAGUUUUCCUUUUAUUAAGAGUACCUCAUUCUCCCAGAUUCGCCUCAGAACAUACCACAUGGUCCUUUGCUGUGAAUUUAUCAAAAAGGUCAAAAACUUUCUUUUUCUUUUUUUUUUUUUUUUUGCAUGAAUGUGAGUUUGUUUCCUGAAAGCUUUUCCUCACAGAGCACUGAGUCUGCGUCCGGCUGCUGUACACUCAUGUUCCCUCAUCACUUUGCCGGACAUUCAGAUCUUCACCUGGUGCUGAGUGAUAUCCGAGGGAGUUAUGGUUAUAAAUAAUGUCUCCGGAUCGUAUGGUACUGUAUCUGCUGUAUAUUCAUGGGUUUUUAUGUUCCUUGGGAUCCAUGGUUACUCUUUUAGGGAGAACAGGAACGGUGUGCACUCAAACAAAUCCUUUUAAUCAGUCCUUGAUUUACCCUUAGAAUGUGAUUCUGGGCAUUUAGCAUGAUGUACACUUAUAUUGUCAAAAGUUUUGGGACACCCCUCCAAGUCAUUGAAUUCAGGGGUUGGGCUUGGCCCCUUAGGUCCAGUGAAAGGAACUCUUAAUGCUUCAGCUUCAUACCAAGACAUUUUGGACAAUUUCAUUGGUCAGACUUUGGUCAAUUUGGGGAUGGCCCCUUCCUGUUCCAGCAUGACUGUGCACCAGUGCACAAAGCAAGGUCCAUAAAGACAUGGAUGAGCAAGUUUGGUGUGGAGGAACUUGAGUCCUGACCUCAACCCUAUAGAACACCUUUGGGAUGAAUUAGAGCGAAGUCCCCUGAAAAACAACAGCUGAACUCAAUGAUUUGGAGGGGUGUCCCAAAACUUUUGCCAAUAUAGUGUGUUUGAGCUGUGUUAACUUCACUGCUGCCUUUUCUGUUUGUUUUGUUUUUUAUAUAUCUUUUUUUCAGGCCUUACUUUCUCUUGUAUGAUUUUUAUGAUUUUGAAAUGAAACUAAAAUAUCUGAAACUGAAUUAAAAAAAACUUUCUGUA
Molecule: messenger RNA, 3601 nt
Organism: Hemibagrus wyckioides
Lineage: Eukaryota; Metazoa; Chordata; Actinopteri; Siluriformes; Bagridae
Gene: paqr3b
Product: progestin and adipoQ receptor family member IIIb
Exons: 7
Coding region: 483-1409 (308 amino acids)
Cellular component (GO): membrane
Molecular function (GO): signaling receptor activity
Source: RefSeq, a predicted model, not a curated record